Prunus armeniaca (apricot) is the source of this 288-nucleotide messenger RNA. NCBI's taxonomy places the organism in Eukaryota, Viridiplantae, Streptophyta, Magnoliopsida, Rosales, Rosaceae. The record is from the annotation of a GenBank genome assembly.
AUGGAUCCAGUAGUAAAGCCAUGGCCAUUCAAAGGAUGGGCAAUGGAUCUCAUUGGCAAGAUUUAUCCAGCCAGUAGCAAGCAGCAUUGUUUUAUCAUUGUAGCCACUACAUCUCAAGAGAUCAUCACCUUCAUAGAAGAACAGAUUAUACAAAGGUUUGGCAUUCCAGAAUCAAUCACAACAGAUAGGGUCUCUUCUUUCAUAUCUGGAGAAAUGCUAGAUAUGGCAGAAGCAUUCAAAUUUAAUCUACUUCAAUCCACCCAUUACUAUGCUCAAGCUAAUGGAUAG